AUGGAUUGCUACAUUUUGAUCUUACUGGCGUGUAUGAUGGUCACCACAUUAGCGUGGUCAACUCCCUUCUACCCAGUUCAAAGGGCGCCUCUCCCUCCAGGACUACGUGUCACUAGGUUCGCACCUGUACCACAUAGGCAUAUUAUACCGCCACUCCGUUACCAGCAACCGAAGUUAGAGCAGCCAGAGAGACCAAAAAGCGAUCGUCCAAAGCGUGAACAUUAUGAUUACGAUGACGGGAACAAAGCUACUAGCGGCGUCACCGGCCCCGUACACACGUUCGUUAAAACGGAUAAGAACGCGAAUUACAAGUGGGGCGUGCGACAUCACGUUGGAAACAAAUAUGCCUCCUAG
Molecule: messenger RNA, 354 nt
Organism: Melitaea cinxia (Glanville fritillary)
Lineage: Eukaryota; Metazoa; Arthropoda; Insecta; Lepidoptera; Nymphalidae
Exons: 3
Coding region: 1-354 (117 amino acids)
Source: RefSeq, a predicted model, not a curated record